This is a messenger RNA of Zea mays, 3700 nucleotides long. RefSeq lists its product as uncharacterized. The record is from RefSeq and is a predicted model, not a curated record. Gene Ontology annotation, cellular component: Ino80 complex. Lineage: Eukaryota; Viridiplantae; Streptophyta; Magnoliopsida; Poales; Poaceae. The coding region runs from base 650 to 2839 and encodes 729 amino acids. The transcript has 10 exons.
AGGCAUCGCGUGCCUAGCGUCGGCUACCGCGACUGCAGCGUCGGCGGCUGGGACCAGCGGAUGUGCGUUCCUCUCUCUAGAAGCUCCGUCCGUCUUCACAGCCUUUUCCUCCCAACAACGCAUAAUAUUAGCUAGGGUUUCAACGCAUCUGACGGCGGAAGCUAGGGCGUCGCCACCGUCAAUGUCUUGGCACUCCCGCUCUGUUCAUCAAUCGCAUCGACAGGAGCCCUAUCCUCAAUCAUGUCUUUCCCGCCGAGCUACACACCUUCAGGAGCCCAUCCCCUCCUCCCUCAAACGACGCCGGGUGACAAGCAGGAAAAGUAGUAAUGACGACAUGCUUCCAAAUCACUUUCAACAGUUUCUUCUACUUCUUUUUGUUUGCCUUAUGAUGAUUAUCUACUGUCAGUUACUCAGUUUUAUGAUUUGACUAGUUACUUUGGUUUGUGGAGCUGGAUGGAACAAUCUUUCAGGGUGCUUCACCAUUAGAUUGUGCUUAUAUAUUGAGCUGAAAAUUUAACCUAUAUAUGUCCUGUUUUAGGUGCUCCAUGAUUCUCUAUAACAUCCGAAAUAAAUUAGGAUUAAAGCAAGAAUAGGAAGUUAUUCAAAACUCAAAAGUAAAGGGUUUCCGGUCUUCCAGUUAAAUGACCAAAUGACCUGUAGAAUGACAGCAAGCAAGCAAAAUAAACGGCAGACAAAUUGCACCAACUCAGAGCAGUGCAGGCCAGGGAAGAAAGCAAAAUUUGACACAUCUCAUUGUCUAGUAAGUUUGAAGCCUCAUAUCAGUCUUAAAUGGGAUCAAUAUCUGAGGAAAGUUGUGCCAGAGAAGGAACAAGUUGGAAUUUUGUGGUCAGACUUGGCCCCUUUCAUGGAAAGCCAGAAACACUGUUCAGGCCUUGCUGAUGUUAUGUAUGUUCCUCCAGAGAUUUUCUCUCUUAAGAGCCUGAAAGGUGUGCUAUCCUAUGAGGCAUGGUCUACAUCUCUUACAGAAGCCGAGAGAAAAUUUCUCAUACAAUUCCUUCCAAGCGAGACUGAUGCAGAAGAAAAUGUAAAAUUGUUGCUUACGGGACAAAAUCAUCACUUUGGAAAUCCUUUCCUUAGCUGGUCAUCUUCUCUUUGCUAUGGUGAUAUUCAUCCGGAUGCACUACUUAACAAGGAGAAGCACAUAAAAAAGGAUGAGAAGGCAUAUCAUGUUAACUUGCUUAAUUACCAUUCCAACAUGGUUGAAACCUUGAAGAGUUGGAGGAAGAGAUGGCUAAGUUGCGGUGAUACAGAGAAUUUGUUCAGGGAUAACCCUAGUAAUCAGAUGCAAGGAGUUAUGCAGCUGAAAGCUACUAACAGUGGAAUGCCCAUGAAGGUUGCACAAAGAAUCGAUGUUUCAAAGUUUAUGUCAUACAUCAAAGUUAGUAGAACACAGCUCAACCAUAUAAAGAGACUGAAGCAAUCUGGGGAUGGUAUUCAGACCAAGCAUGUUUCACGUGUAAUUGGCGGCCUUGAUAAAUCUCAUGUGAAACCUUAUGGAGCUUUAUUAGAGGAUGAACAGAGGAGACUGCGCGAGCAUUGGCUGGAAAUGUCUUGCAAUGAUUUACCUGCUGCCUUUGAGGUUCUUAGGGAAAGGAAGGUGCUGAUGGAGAAAUCAAUAAAGUUAUUAGGCCUUGAGCUUCAGCAGAAGAAUGUAUCUGUCUUGAGAAAGGCAGACCAGUUAACAGACAUAAUGAAAGGGCUAGGACAACCUGGUGCUAGUGAAAAUGAUGGUACCCCAGUUUUUCAAAAUGACCAGGUAGAAUGCUCACCCCAAAGUAUAUUGCAAGGUGGGCAUGUUCAGAGCACAUCUCUUCACCAUCAGGAUGAUGAGCAGUCUGUUUACCAUAUUCACCGUAUGAAUGUGGAAGAUCAUGAUCUCAUGGUAGUCAGGGGUAUAGACAUAACUAGUCAGAGUGAGAAAAACUCUGAUGUGCCAGAUCAAAGUCGUAAUGGUAUCAGCUGCGUAGAUAAAGGCAUUUACUGCUGUGCCAACAACCCUGAUAAGCAGAGUGAUGUUCUCAUGGACAUCAAAUUAUGUAAAGGUGGACUGGUUGUUUACAAUCCUGACUGCAAAAAUACGCAACUAGAAGAUCUUGAUGGAGUUUCUUACAAAGGUCCAUCAGUUCAUGCUUGUGACCAAGAUCAGGACCUGGAAAGCAUCGGCCAUGCUGUUGUGAACCACAAUUGUCACAAUAGUCCAAAUAUUUCUUCGGAAAUGAGUCAUCCGACGACGAACGCUGUAAUUGACCAGGAAACUGAGAAUGUUAUGGAACCAUCUUGCAGUUCUUCACAACUACCUAAGUCGUCUGGAGAACAAAUGCAUGUGGAAGAUUUUCUGUAUCUAAAUGACCAAGCAGCAAAAUUUGAGAAAGUCAGUGGGCAGUUGGCAGGCCCUCUUGGCCCUCCAGAGAAUAUGAUGUAUAAUGACUCAGGUGACUUGCAGAUUAAACAGACUUAUCUCUCUUCAGGACAACAUUUUUCUUCAGUUUACUUGAAUAAUGGCAUUUUAAGCCAUCAGCAACCUCAACUUGCCACACCAGCUUUUGCUUUGGACAAUCCAGCAUCAUUUAUUGAGCCUUUCUCAAAUCUGCAGAGCAAUCGUCAGCCCGAGACAGAAAAGGACAUUGGAGCAGUCUUCUAUCCCUUUCGACACGCAACUAACAUCAAACAGUCAGCGAGUUUGCAUUGUUUAGUGAAUAAAGGCUUGGCUCAAUCUGCUUCAUUUCCCAGGUUGUUGCAAGAGCGGCAUCAGUUAAUCGAUCAGAGUGACAGUGACCUCUAUGCACAACCUCAUGAGGAUUACUGCACAGAUGUAUAACUGGUUCCCCGAGGGCUGUCAGUCACAUAAUAAUAAUGAUAAUCUGUUGGGGUUGCAGUCAGGUAACUUCUUACCCCAGGCCUUACCAAGUGGAAGCAGCACCGAUGGAGCUCUGUUCAGCACCGCAUCCCAGUACAAUCAGCCAUCAGUACACAUGGGACAUGGUGGGUCAAACCGCAGCCAACUCAUUGAGCCAAGGAAUCAAUUUGGCCCACCUCAGAAUUUUCUUUCUAAGAGUCAAGACACAAACCCUAUGUUUCCGGAUAUGUAUGGCUUCACCCAGAAUAUAGCCAGUGGCACAAGCAGUCAGGUAGCACCUAUAGGGUCUCUGGAUUGCUCACAUUGGACAAAUUUCAUACAACAAAAUUCUGGAAUGCCGUCUGACUUUACAAACAGGCCAUCUCGAGGGCCUUGGACCAGAUAACUCUAUGACACCCUGGACUGGAUGUACUAGAUUGGUUGGUUUUAGGCGCCACCUAAGUUGGUUAAUAAGGAAACUGGGGCAGGUUGGAACAGAAUGUUUUCCAGCAUCCAUGACUUAUGUCAUGUAGUGGUUUUGAUCUGUUUGAAUGGUGUGGUUUCAGGAAUUGCUUUUGCACCAUACCUGUCUGAACGCAAGCGCUGGGAAUCUGGAGUCAAAGCUGAGGAUUCCCGCUUUUGCUGUCUUGCCCUGCUGAUUUUUUUUUUAUUUUGAUAAUAAGCUGUGCCCCAGUUUCCAUGUGUAGUCUGCCUAUGGUGCCCUCAGCAAAACAUGAUGCUGUGUUGUUCUCAAUUAUUUUGUUAUUUUUUUUUGGGUUGACAUGCCAGUUAUAUAUGAAGACAAGAUAUGUAUACCAGUCGGGAUGCCAUUUUAGGUAUCAA